Molecule: messenger RNA, 807 nt
Organism: Penicillium samsonianum
Lineage: Eukaryota; Fungi; Ascomycota; Eurotiomycetes; Eurotiales; Aspergillaceae
Exons: 3
Coding region: 1-807 (268 amino acids)
Cellular component (GO): nucleus; cytoplasm
Source: RefSeq, a predicted model, not a curated record
AUGGUCGUCCGCAUUCUUUGUCUUCAUGGAAUGGGUGUCAAUGGGGACAUCUUCUCAUUUCAAACAGCUGGCUUGCAAUCUCAACUCCCAUCCAACUAUGUAUUCUUCUUCGCCAAUGCUCCCGAGACUUGUGAUCCUGCACCGGGAAUGGGUGAUUUCUUCUCCGGUCCCUACCGAUGCUGGUACAACACUCCCACUACGAGCAAGGUGGCUGCAGCGCAUCACUUCGUUCAAAAUAUCAUCGAGCAAAAUGGUCCUUUUGACGGGGUCAUAGGCUUCAGUCAAGGCGCAGCUGUAGCAGCCUCGAUGAUUCUCCAUCAUCAACUGGAGAGCCCAGAAGAACGAUCCCUCUUCUCAUUUGCCAUAUUCAUUGGUUCACCGAUCCCAUUUUCCAAGUCCCUAGACCACGGAAUCGACCUCCGCGGCUACUUCGGUCUCGAAACAUUUCAAAAGUUCCACCAAGUCCGGCCAGGAUGUCCAACCGUAAUCCCUUCAUAUCUCGUCACAGACAAGACUUACUUGCGAGGAGAAACAGAGCUGGAGGGGAAGGCAUUGUGCGGUCUUUCGGGCUCGUUCUAUCAAAUGUUUCACCCGACAGUUGAUUCAGCUCGUAUUUCUAUUCCUGUUGCGCAUGUUUAUGGCUCUAACGAUCCUUGGAUCCGACAUAGCAUAGAUCUUGUCGGACUUUGUGAUAGUGAGAAGACGUAUGUUGUUGAGCAUGAUGGGGCACAUGAAAUCCCUGGAGUUAUUACAGAUGAACUGUGCGAUGUGGUGGAGAAUACAGCCUAUAUGGCUGGAUGCUAUUAA